AUGCCGGCUCCGCAUCAACCUGGAUUGAUCGAUCCAGCUUCCACAGAACACCUGUUCAAUUUGGCUGGUCGGGUACUGACGGACCAUAUUAUUGACAGUGGACAGUCACUGGAAGAACGUGCCAGUCUUUUGCGCUUGGUGGCUCCUUUGCUAGAAGAGCUAAAUCUAGAACAUCAUCAAGUAAUUGCACAGCUACGCCAGGAGAAACCGCAACUAGACUUCCCAGAACUGUAUACUGAAAUGUUCCAGUUAAGUGAAACUGACGAACGUGAACAGAGAGAACAUGCGGCCAUGAUGCAAUCGACCGAGUCACGAAGCUAA
This is a messenger RNA of Echinostoma caproni, 321 nucleotides long. Lineage: Eukaryota; Metazoa; Platyhelminthes; Trematoda; Plagiorchiida; Echinostomatidae. The record is from the annotation of a GenBank genome assembly.